This is a messenger RNA of Desarmillaria tabescens, 1193 nucleotides long. Its product is annotated as TAP42-like protein. Gene Ontology annotation, cellular component: cytosol. The transcript has 6 exons. The record is from RefSeq and is a predicted model, not a curated record. Gene Ontology annotation, molecular function: protein phosphatase 2A binding. Bases 33 to 1193 code for a protein of 386 amino acids. Gene Ontology annotation, biological process: regulation of signal transduction; regulation of dephosphorylation. Lineage: Eukaryota; Fungi; Basidiomycota; Agaricomycetes; Agaricales; Physalacriaceae.
CUUUGAUCGAGGCUGUCUCUUACCUAGCUACUAUGACCACACCUUUGCCCCAGCUAUACGCCCGAGUACUCACCACGGCAUCCGAUGCCUACGACCUUCCCACCAUUGAAGACUCAACACAGGAUAUCGUCAAGUCAUGCAUAGAGGAUCUCCGCGAAAUUCAAGCUCGAAUAGCCGACCUCGCCCUUUUCAGCAGCAACGAAACACUUGAGGACAUCUCCACGCAGAAUCUGAUCUACCUCACCGUGCCCUACGUGUGUGCGGAAGUACAGGGUCGCGUACGGACGACGGAGCGGGAAGAUCGGUUUGUUUCCAUUAUCCAAGCUCAAAGUCACUAUGAAACGUACUGCUCAAGCUUGGAGAAUUACGGAAUAGUUACAGAAGGAGACUCGAAGCUGUUUUCACGUAACAGCGCCAACGCUGCAAGCAAGCGAGAGCAGAAGAUACAGCAGUACCGCCAUGAGAAGGAUUUGCGUACAAGAAUAGAGGUGUCAUUCGCAAACGCAGAAGGCAGCGGCCCACUGAAGAAUCAGCGUCUGGCACCACCGAUUUUAUCCUCAUCAAUUUCCCUCAUGCCUUCUGCAACUACCUCUGGAGACGAUGAUGAAGAUGACGAAGUGCUGCGAGAAACAACCCUUCUGCUCUUACGUCUUUUCUUCUCUCUUUCCAAGACUCAGCUCGCCCAUAUCGAUACAGAACUGCAGCUUUUGAAGACAGCACCUCCACCACUUCCAUACUCACCAAGGCCCAACGAUAGCGAUUCAAGGAAUAAAGAGAAGGAGAGGCAGGACGAGGACAUGUGGAAGUUGGAUGCCCCGAAACCUAAUCCGAGUGGCGGACCGUUGCUGGAUCCUACAGGAAAGCCUCUUCGACCAUUCACCAUUCUCCCUUCCGGCGCGUCUGAUCGUGCUCGCCAUCAGGCACAAGUUUUCGGACCGGGAUACAACUUGCCGACAAUGACUAUCGACCAGUAUCUUGAGGUAGAGAGACAGCGAGGUAAUAUCCUUUCUGGAGGAGGACCUGGCUCGGAAAAUACACCAACAUCAUCCGAGCAACUAACAAUGGAUUCCGAAAUGGAUGGCAUGGUUGAAGGAGAAGCAAAAGCAGAAGAGAAGAGGCUUAAAGAUGAGAAUUGGGCUAGGUUCACUGAUGAGAACCCGAGAGGUGCCGGGAACACAAUGAAUCGAGGAUGA